This is a messenger RNA of Drosophila rhopaloa, 1215 nucleotides long. RefSeq lists its product as uncharacterized. The record is from RefSeq and is a predicted model, not a curated record. The coding region runs from base 1 to 1215 and encodes 404 amino acids. Lineage: Eukaryota; Metazoa; Arthropoda; Insecta; Diptera; Drosophilidae. The transcript has a single exon.
AUGGCCCUGUGGCGUUCGCUUCGCCUGAGCAACCGUUACAUCAGCCAGCACGUGCUCCUCCUGCUGCGUUUCCACCUGGCGCAGUUAUACUACCUGGGACUGAUGCGACUCCGCUACGAGGAGUCCCGGAACGAGGUGCAUUUGACCUACUACAGCGUCACGGUGUCAAGGCUGAUUGGCCUCUGGUUCGCCUUCUUCUUCACCUUGGCCCUCCUGGAUCCCUAUCCCCUGAUGCUCCACCUCCAGCUGGUGGGGUUCACCUGCUGCCUGCUUAUCCAGCCGAGAGGAGUUAUCGAGGAGCGCACUAGGUUGGUGAACAGAAUCUUGCGGGUUACCCCGCAACUCUAUCGCCUCUGCAGGCGCAAGUUGCACUUGUCCUGGACCUUGGCUCUCCAGUUGCUCAUCAAGCUGCUCACCUUCCGGAUGUUCUACGAAGGACUCCUGGGACCGAGGGACACUAGCUGGAAGAUGCUGUUCAUUGGGCUCUUCGUGGUGCCCGUUUCGCUUGCCAUCUGGGUGAUGGAUGUCGUAUCGCAUCUGAUUAGCAUCGUCCUUUCCCUGCUGCUCAAGUCCUUUGAGCUGGUAAACAACGAAAUGGCUGCCAUUGACGAAGAGCUCUGCUUGAAGAUCCUGCGAUCGGAUUUUCGAGGUGUAAGGAGGCUACAGAAACGUCUGAUUUCGCUGCAGCGCCUGCAUCGAUCUUAUGUCAGGAUCACCCAGCAGUUGAUCGAUUGCCUGAGUCCCCAGUUGCUUUUGAUUGUCCUCUACAACCUGAGCUCCAUUUACACCUUUUCGAGUGGCCACUGGCGGCGUGUCCUCCAGUUUGCCGUCAUCGUGAACAGUCUGCGAUCGCUACUGUACGCCCUCGAUGAACUGGUGGCCACCACUGGUGCUCCGCAGGACACCUCCUGGAUGCAUGUGGCGCGGUUACUCCAGUUCGAGGAGGUCCUGGCCACCCAUGGAUGGUUAGAGCGAAAGGGCUUCCGAUGGAGACUCCAGGAUACCGACAGUUUUGGUCAGAGCGUGAGGCGCUGUUGCUUCCAAGGGAGGAUAAAAGUUCUUGGCUUAGUCACGCCCAAUAGACGACUCCUGUUCCGCAUCGCCUUCGCCUUCUGCAGCCUCCUGCAUCUGCACUACAUGUGGAAGAGGUCGGCCUUGGUGGCCGAGAAGGAGAUCUUCAUCGGUUCGGAGCUUAGUUUGAAACCCAAACAUUGA